AAUUGUCAAAGAGAGAAGUGCGAGAGAAGAAGCGAUAUGCGGCUCGGUCGGCAGCUGGGUUCGCAGUCCGUCUCCUGGAAUUAGUGGAUGAAUGGGAAGGGAGCGGCUGUAGCCUCGAACCAGGGAACAGAAUAUACUGUGUAGAGCCUGCGGUGGCAUACAAUGGAUACUUGUCCGUCUCUGAAGGUGAAAGAGUGAACAGAUGAGGUGGUGGACUUCUUCCUCAGCACACACAGAGACGUCACCUUGCAACGUUCAUCCGUGGGAGGAAGGGAAAGACUUUGGAUUGUUUGUUGCCCGCAGGAGGAAUUCAAGUGACCGCAGAGAUCCAACAGAGACAAAUGUGACAACUAUCAAGAAGAAUCGGACCCCGCCUUCUUGACAUGAGUCACUAUGUGUUUGGAUACCUGACCUGACCAAACGACUGAUCCUGUUACUGCCUCUUCUUCAUCGUGCUCUCUAUUGGCUGCUUCUUCAUCGUGCUCUCUGAGUGUGAAUGUGUGGCCUUGAGGUUUUUUCCGAGGGACCAUAUGGCACAAUACCACAAGAUAUAGGUCCCCUUUCUAUGAACUAACAUGGACAAAGUGGUCAUCAGUCUCCUGCUUCUGGGAACCGCAAUUACGAUGGUCCAUGCAUGUCCCAAAUACUGCGUCUGCCAGAACCUCUCUGAGUCUCUGGGGACUCUAUGCCCCUCCAAAGGCCUGCUCUUUGUCCCAAUGGACAUUGACCGGCGAACUGUGGAGCUCAGGCUGGGUGGCAACUUCAUCCUCAAGGUCACCACCCAAGACUUUGCCAACAUGUCAGGUCUGGUUGAUCUCACCUUGUCCCGUAACACCAUCAGCACCAUCCAGCCUUUCUCUUUCCUCGACCUGGAGACCCUGAGAUCCCUGCACCUCGACAGUAACCGGUUGACUGAGCUGGGACCGGAUGACCUUCGAGGGCUGGUCAACCUGCAGCACUUAAUCCUCAACAACAAUCAGCUGAAUUUGAUCGCCAACCCAGCCUUUGACGACUUGUUAGUGACACUGGAGGAUCUGGAUUUGUCGUAUAACAACUUGCGCAAUGUGCCUUGGGAAGCCAUCCGCAAGAUGGUCAAUCUCCAUCAGAUGAGUCUGGAUCAUAACCUCAUUAUCUUCAUUGCAGAGGGGACUUUUAUAGAUCUGGAUAAACUGGCUCGCUUGGACCUCACCUCCAACCGUCUCCAGAAGCUCCCUCCGGACCCCAUCUUUGGGCGCUCCCAGAGCAAUAUAGUGAUGACCACUCCUUAUGCACCUCCACUCUCUCUAAGCUUUGGUGGAAACCCAUUGCACUGCAACUGUGAAGUGCUUUGGCUUCGAAGGCUGGAGCGUGAGGAUGAUAUGGAAACUUGCGCUUCUCCGAAUAGUCUAAAGGGGCGCUACUUUUGGUCUGUUCGUGAGGAGGAGUUUGUUUGUGAGCCCCCUCUGAUCACGCAACAUACACACAAGUUACUAGUGCUGGAAGGCCAAACGGCUAGCCUGCGCUGCAAAGCAGUCGGGGAUCCGAUGCCAACUGUGCAUUGGGUUGCUCCUGAUGACCGUUUGAUCAGCAACUCCUCCCGAGCAACGGUAUACGAAAAUGGCACCCUGGACAUUACAAUCACCACAUCCAAUGAUUACGGGACUUUUACUUGCAUCGCUGCCAAUGCUGCGGGAGAAUCUACAGCCUCCAUUGAGCUGUCAAUCAUUCAACUCCCCCAUCUGAGUAAUGGUACAAACCGUACCACACAGUCCAAGUCGGGGCUUUCAGACAUAACUAGUUCUACCAAGAUCAGUAAAGGGGAACCUAAACCUCUACCAGAGAAAGUGGUGUCAGCAUCAGAAGUGACUGCCGUCUCUGCUCUGGUCAAGUGGUCUGUCAGCAAAUCAACUCCAAAGGUCAAAAUGUAUCAACUUCAGUACAAUUGUUCUGAGGAUGAAGUCCUCAUUUACAGGAUGAUUCCCAUGACUAACAGAGCCUUCGUAGUCACAAAUCUUGUCCCAGGGAUGCAGUAUGACCUCUGUGUCUUGGCCAUCUGGGAUGACACCGCCACCACCCUCACUGCCACCAACAUCGUCGGCUGUGUCCAGUUCAUCACCACGGAGGACUACCCGCAGUGCCAGUCUCUCCACAGUGGCUUCCUGGGUGGCACUAUGAUCCUGGUCAUCGGGGGCAUCAUUGUGGCCACGUUGCUGGUGUUCAUUAUUAUCCUCAUGGUGCGGUAUAAGGUGACAAGUGGCAUCCAGACUGAUAAAUUACCUGCUGUGAGCAACACGUACUCGCAGACCAAUGGGGGGUUGAACAGGUUCAGCGGUGCCCCGCCACAGGUCAAAUCCACAGUGGUGGUCAUGCGUGAGGAAAUGGUAGAGUUCAAGUGUGGAUCCCUGCAGAGUAGUCUCUCUUCAUCCUCAUCCUCUUCUAACUCAUUAGACAGCCGAACAGGAAGGGGGGCUGGCGACCGCUACAGCAUGCAGGGCAGCGAAUGCAGCACCCUACCCAGCAGCAAGUUCAGGAGGCACGGGCACGGUGCCAAAGCACGGCCAAACCUGGACCACCUUUUAGGGGCCUUCACCUCACUGGAGCUGCGAGGGGUCACGAGGGACCACCAUGUGGCUUCUGGCCCCCCCACCACUUCCAAUGCUAUGAUCACAGUGGCUAUCGUACCCCCGUCCGAUAAAGAACCCCUGCUCGGUAGGGCUGAGUCCACCACCAUGCUGGGACGUCUUUUAGGGAUGCCCCAGGAGGGUAAGCCCAAGAGGAGCCACUCGUUUGACAUGGGUCAUGUGGGGGCCGCACAGUGUCGCGGCAGCCACCCUCGCAGAAUCAGUAACAUCUGGACUAAGCGCAGUCUGUCUGUUAACGGCAUGCUGCUGCAGUAUGAUGACAGUGAGGACGAGAAGCCCACUUUUGAGAGCUCUGAGUGGGUGAUGGAAAGCACAGUUUGAGUGGGUCUAACUACGAGGUCCAUGGCCAAUAUCAGGAACUAAAAAGGAACAUGAGUGCUGAGGCAGGAUGUUGCAGAGGGAAUCUGCCUUUGGGUAUUGCAUGAAAUUCAUCCAUGUGAAUACAGUCUAAAUAAUAUGUGAGACAAGACACUCAAAUCAAUAGAUUCAUGGCCAUGAUCUCAAAUCUCUGACAGUGUCUGACUGUAUUUGAAAUAUUGUUCCAUCUCAAAACAACAUCAAAUCUUGGAUUGUGCAGAGGGAAUACUUUCCCGUCCACAGGGCAAGUGGCUCCAAGAGAAAGACGGUAAAAAAAGAUGUGAAAUUCAAAGUGGAUUUACUACGUCUUAAUCGAAAGAACUGAAUGCCAAGAGGAUUUGCUUCGGCUGUGGUGAACUGAAUGUGCGUCACAAUGUCUUGGACCCUCAGCAUGAAAUGGGACUACUGCAACAGUAAAUGGGACUACUGCAAUAGUAGAGAGAAGGACCAGAAGAGCGAAUAGAACAUUAAAACAAAGUCAUUUUUAUUUUCAUCUGGGUUUUUCUAUAAUUUUUACUAUUUAUUAUUUGAGGUGAUUCAUCAGCAGGCACAGCUCUUUAAUGAGGUUAUAAUAUACACACACACACACAGAAGAUAUCCCUUCACAUCCCUCCAUAGUAUUUCCAGUCAAAUUUCAAUCAAUCACAAAAUGAAAACUUAUUGUUCAAACAAUAAGGUCUUGUGCUCUUGAAAUCAGUAACACUGAGCCACAAUAAGCCAGUUUUGUAUUUCUACCUCAGGUAUGUAUCAUAUGAGGUUAUUAAAAUAUGAAAGUGAAUGGAAAUACAACAAAAACCCAAAUGCACAAGAGGAUCGCAAACAGCUCAAAACACAAAGUUAUUCACUUGUUUGCAAAUGCUUCAAAGAAUGAUUUAGUCUCCAGCCAAUCAAAUUGAGUUUGUUUCCAACUCAGGUUUAAUUCCUGCUGUUACAAAGUGUCUUUUUGAAUGCUUUGAUAUGCUCCCCAUUGGCCAAGCUGGUGACAGUGGACCCUAUAGGCUCACAGGCCAUUGAUGUAAACAGAGCGUUAGCCUCAGGAUACUGUUUCAGAUGCUAUCAGCGCAUAUUACAGUCGGUAAUAGUCUUUGAAAUCCAUCAAGGCCACAUAACCAUUUGUUUAUCCUCACAGCAGGAUGUAUUCGGCUCUAAUUCUCUUUAGGUAACACAAACAAGGGAGUACGACAAUUCUCAUUUAGACAGGUUAAAUGGUGGAAUGAGUCCAAAUUUACUUUUAUUAGCUUGAGAAGGGUCAUUACGCUGCUCAGGAUGUUAAGUGGAGAAAUGGGAGAAAGAUAACUUUUUAACGGCCAAACAGCUGGAAACUCUCUGGAAAUCUAUUUAACCAGAUUGUGUGAUACAGAAUCUUGGUUGGUUUUUGUGUUAUUUGAAUUGAUUCAUCAAGAGGAACCAUUAGUCUUUUAUCGUCUUUCAUACGGAGCUGUACAUUGCAGUAAGAUACUCUGAAUUAGUGGCUAUUUGGAUUACUGCCAAGACAUCCCUACACAUUUUGAUGCCUUUCUCGAUAUCUUGUGGGUCUCUGCUGCAUUUCAAAAUGUGGGGUGGUCAUUAUUUUUUUUUUCAUCCCUAGGUGUACCGUUCUGUAUAUUGACAUUUCUUUGUACAAUAACUGGGUGAGAAUGUAAAGGGGGGGAAAUCGUGCAGUAGUACUUUUAUUUUCAUGUGAAGCAAACAGUGAGAAGGUGCUUUACUGUGAUGUACCAACUUGGUCAUUGUUAGUUGGCUCACUGAAAUGGGAUUUUACAUGAUACUACGUGUAAAAUACUAGCUGUUUUUAGAGGGUCAGUUCACCCAAAUUGCAAACAAAAAACACAUUUCCUGACAUAGUGGUUUGUAGCUAUGAAGAUACUCUUUGUUUAUUUGCCCAGGUUUUGAGAUAUCCCUAUAUAUUUUACUAUAACGUUUAUACUGCAGUAGCGAUCUAUUUUAUACAUCUGGUUGUGUUCACUCUUUGUGGGAAAUUUGCAAAUCAACGAGCAGGACUGCAAUAAAGCAAUAUUGGAUUAUUAUAGGAUUUUUCUUUAAUACAAUUGCAUAAGUCUGGGUAUAUUCUAUAUUUUUCUCAUCAUGAAAAUAUCAAAACCAACAAUGAGUUGAUCCUUCUAACAAGUAUUUUCUGAAAUAUGUUAUUGUGACAUGCUCCUUUGUUACCAUGAACAUGAGUACUUUUGUUUAUUUUGAGUAGUUCCCACAAACAGUACACCUUCCUGCCACAACAAAUGUGCUAUUUACUCCUGUUUGAAUAACAUUUACUAAAGAAUAUUGUGCCCAGCUGUUUAAGUAAGAACUCCAUAUUAAUUAUUCACAUGGCCUCAUGGAGAGCCACAGACAGGGUCAAGAAGUCAGAAAUGAUUGAGAGACAGCAUACACAUUGUUGUUUUUUAUCUUUUCAUGGAAUUUGUUGUUGUUAAUGAAUACAUAGAAUAUCACCAACCUUAUUUAAUUUGUCAUGUAUAAGUUGUCGGUAAUGGAUAGUGUAAUGAGAGGCUUUUAGCCAGUAAAAAAGUGUGACAUUUGUCUAAAGUAAACGUGGAGAAUUAGGUGUUAUGAUAAUAAUUGAAUAUUGACUUGACUUUUAAUGGAGUACAAUACAAAAAGAUUCCUCUGGAAAUAUACAACUAACUUAACUCUCUACCUAUGAAUUAGUGGAAUUCCAUACAUAAAAUUGUUUUACAAAAAUGUUUAGAGUACUUUGACAAGCGCAAACAAAACUCCUUUUCCUUCGAUUGAUUCAGGGUGGAGGCAGACAUUUCAAAGAUGGAUAUCUCUAAACCUGUGUGAGAAAAAAACUAAAUGUAUGGAUAGGUACCACUUGAGAUAAAUAAGAAAAUGUGUUGUUUUUUGUCAUUUGUGUGAACUGGCCCUUUAACCGGCUUUCUCUACCUGUGACAUCAUGUAACAUCCUCUUUCACUCUGCUGACUGAGAAUACAAUUUAAGUGUGUACUUGACUCGACAUAGUCUUGACUCUGACCUGAGGUUCUAGGACAAAAACAAGAAAAAAAAAACUGUUUCUGUGUGAAAAAAUUUUGCUACAAAAGAAUAUAAAAUAUUGAUUAAUUCCU
Molecule: messenger RNA, 6059 nt
Organism: Cottoperca gobio
Lineage: Eukaryota; Metazoa; Chordata; Actinopteri; Perciformes; Bovichtidae
Product: leucine-rich repeat and fibronectin type-III domain-containing protein 2
Cellular component (GO): cell surface; postsynaptic density membrane
Molecular function (GO): protein binding
Source: RefSeq, a predicted model, not a curated record